GUGGGUUCCACGCGGUAAUGUAGCCGGUCUGCGGGCAUCACGGUAACACGUUAACAGCUAUUUGGAGUUAUUCCCCACAUCACUCAGACCUGCGCACAUCACACUUGAUUUCAGGACACCUUCUCUUUGUCUAGUGACCCCAAAGCGGCUCAUUCAUUUACCUCACGCAAUGUUUUUGGUCACUGCUUUGAUUUUCUCCUGCGUGUUUUCUGUGGCCAGAUGCUGCUCAGAAUUUGACCAUCGGACAGUUCUAUUCACUUCUAAAGAGAACGUUUUAUCCUCGAAAACGAUUGUCUUAGUCGAGGGUGAAGCCAAGUGCCGUACAAAGGAUAGUAAUGAACUGUACGCCGAAUUGAACGGCAUUUUGACACCAGUUGGCAGAGAUCCCGCGACUGGGAACUUUCAGGUCACUUUCGUUUUUGAACACAAGGAUUUGCCUCCCGGUGAAUACAGUGUUCGAUUUUUCAACGAAGACAGUGCUACGUCAUAUCGACGUCUGAGGUUUAGUGAUGAGAAAAACUCAGUCCAUCCGGUUUUCUCCGUUCCGUUCCGGCAUAAGGGCAUCUCAACAACUCCCUGGGUCCAUUCAGAAACCACUGCACUUCUCGGUAUAUCAACACUGACUUUAGCGGCGUUCAUCACCCGUAAAAACCAUUUUUGACCCAAUUUAUUCAGUGACUUAUAUUGCGUUUCCUCUUCACUCCGAUCUUUCUUUUCGCCUUUUUCAAGCUUCCCUUUUUCUGAAUGCCAAGUGUCCUCUGUUGUGAUGUAUUUUCUUGUUUCUUGCCAAUCCUUUGCCAUGUUUCUGUGACAAAUGUAGUUAAUAAAUCCCCGUAUUUUCGGAUGAUACUAGAAUCAGAUCUACUUGUUACAUUCACAAAUGGAUAUCAGUAACACCC
This is a messenger RNA of Dicrocoelium dendriticum, 899 nucleotides long. The record is from the annotation of a GenBank genome assembly. Lineage: Eukaryota; Metazoa; Platyhelminthes; Trematoda; Plagiorchiida; Dicrocoeliidae.